GCCCUGAUUUUAACCAAAACCAUUCUUUAAAUGACUUGCUCAAGAAUUACUCUCGUAUUGGUUUCCAGGCAACUAGUGUUGGUCAAGCUAUUAAUGUCAUCAAUCAAAUGCGUAAUUGGCGUUUGUCUGAUGAUCCAAUUUUACCCGAUGAAUCCGAUGAUUACAAACUUCCGGCCGUUCGUUCUUCCACAAAAUGCAAGAUUUUUCUCGGUUAUACAUCGAAUCUUGUAUCAUCAGGACUCCGUGAAAUCUUCCGUUUUUUAGUUCAACAUUCUCUCGUGGACGUAAUCGUCACAACUGCUGGUGGUGUGGAAGAAGAUUUUAUAAAAUGCUUGGGUCCGACAUAUUUGGGUGAUUUCCAUUUACCCGGCGCCCAAUUAAGAAAACAAGGAAUAAAUCGGAUUGGAAAUUUACUAGUACCUAAUGAAAAUUAUUGCAAAUUUGAAGAUUGGGUUGUACCAAUUUUAGACCGUUUGUUAGAAGAGCAACAAAGCGAGGGUAUAAUAUGGUCGCCUUCAAAAAUAAUCCACCGCUUGGGUAAAGAAAUCGAUAAUCCUGAUUCAAUUUACUAUUGGGCAUAUAAAAAUGAUAUUCCUGUUUAUUGCCCGGCUUUAACGGAUGGCUCUUUGGGUGACAUGAUUUAUUUUCAUUCUUUUAAAAAUCCCGGUUUAAUUAUCGAUAUAGUGUCUGACAUUAGGUCGAUAAAUAAUCAAGCUGUAUUCGCUAAAAAAACUGGUGUUAUUAUAUUGGGUGGUGGUGUAGUGAAGCAUCAUAUAUGCAAUGCUAAUCUUAUG
Molecule: messenger RNA, 794 nt
Organism: Racocetra persica
Lineage: Eukaryota; Fungi; Glomeromycota; Glomeromycetes; Diversisporales; Gigasporaceae
Source: the annotation of a GenBank genome assembly